Drosophila miranda is the source of this 1840-nucleotide messenger RNA. Its product is annotated as protein pigeon-like. The transcript is spliced from 4 exons. Gene Ontology annotation, cellular component: trans-Golgi network. Gene Ontology annotation, biological process: positive regulation of amyloid-beta formation. Bases 106 to 1347 code for a protein of 413 amino acids. Lineage: Eukaryota; Metazoa; Arthropoda; Insecta; Diptera; Drosophilidae. The record is from RefSeq and is a predicted model, not a curated record.
UUACGGUCACACCGCUAGGCGCGAAAACAGCUGUUGUUAUUGAUUACUUUUUUUUCUCAUCCGUGGGCUGCACACAAAAUGAAAAGUUUUUAAAUAAAAAUCACAAUGCUGCGUCAGGAGAACUUGGCCGCCAACUUCUGUGGUCUUCUGGCCAGCCAGGGACACACAGAAAAGGCGAACGAAUGGCGAUUUUUGGGGCAGGAGCAGGACGGAUCACUGUUAACAUCCUGGAUAUUUGAUUAUAUGGACGAUGAAAAGAGACGUGAGACCUGCAUUGGACAUUUCCAUGCCACCAAAAAGCAGCUGCGCCUGCUAUGGACCAUGCCCUGCUGCGAGGUCAUCCAGGCGAGCAUCAACAGCAGCGUGACUCUCCUCUCGUAUGUUGUGAAAACCGAGGGACAGUUCUACCAGGCUUUCGUGGUGGAGGUGCGCAGCACCGAAGUUGGCACGCCCACGCCCCUUAACGUGGAUCCCUCGCCGCGCCAGAUAAUGACCCAGUUUCUGUGGCGUGUGGAGGGUGCCACGCGUACCUGCUGGCAGGACAAGCUGUUGGUGCUCACCCACGAGGAAUCCAUCAAGCAGUACAAUUGCAUUGUCAAACAAAGCUCGACAACAACGCAACCUGGUGGAGCCGAAGGCAGUGCCUGGCGUCUGGACACCAGCAUACUGACCCAGGAAACACUGGCCAAGAAUUUCAGCUGGGCUCAGUGGGAUGCAGAGUGUCAGGCCCUCUACUACAUACACCUCAAGCCAAAGGCCCAGAGUCUCAGUUUGCUGGACGAACGGGAGGAGGCUGGCGAGCAGACAGCUCCCACGCUGAGUCCAACACUGUCCGCUUUUCAGUUUAACGAGAAACAGCCGACGGAAACGGUGCUCAAUAUACCCCUGAAUCUACCGAAGCUGCCAACGGGCUCCAAUGACUCCAAUGAUUCCACGCCCAGCUACGACGACGAUGCUGUUCCUCUGCGCGUGCACGACAGCACGCUGAACUUAAUCAUCCUGGCGGACAGUUCGGGCAUGUUCUUCGUCUGCCACUAUUACCUGUACCAGCCCAUGCAGACUGAGCAGCAGGAGGUGCACUUUGCCUAUUCUGUAACGCUGUUGCAUCACGGUUGUGUGGUUCACUGUGUCAUGCCGGGCGUUCCCUGGAAGAAGGCUCGCUUGCUGCGGCCGACAUUUGCUCUGCAUGGCCAGCACCAUUUGCUCGUUUCCUCGGCCUUCUUUGUGCACCUGCUGGAUGUGGGACUGCAGCACGAGCCCAUUUGCCACAUCGUUUGUGCGGCCCACAACCGAGGGCCGGAUCUUACCCAGCUGGUGCCUCUGAGGAAGUGGGGUACCUUGGCCUAGAAGCUGAAAGGGUCAAAAUCACAGAAUCCGCUUUUAAAGUGAGAUAAAAAUAUAUAUAUAAAAAAUUCAGCGAAAAGUGAUCGGCAAAUAAUUAUUCUUUAUAAACAUUAAUUGAAUUAUGUUUUACUUCCAACGGGGAUGAUUAUUUUACAAAAAUAAACUAUUAGACAUUUUAUAAUUAAAAUGUAAAAGGUUUUUUAAAAUAUAUUAUAAUUAAAUUUAAAUAUAAAAAUAAUUUUUAAAGCGCAAUUUACCAUUAAACGUUCUUUAUUGAUAAAAAAAGAAACAAAUGUUAUUUUAUAAAGGAAAAUAUGCACCGGCAACAAAGUUCAACUUUGAUACUUUAUUGUAAAGACUUCUUGUAGAGAAAGAUUUAUCUUUUUAUCUGCGCUCAGCGAUCGGAGCGGCAAUGCCGUCCCGUAAAGGCCAAGAAGGCAUUCACUUACAUUUUGAAUAUCGCUCAAUAAACAUUGUAAUUAUUUGAUAACAAUAA